Messenger RNA from Cladophialophora yegresii CBS 114405, 282 nucleotides. RefSeq lists its product as uncharacterized. The transcript has a single exon. Gene Ontology annotation, molecular function: iron ion binding; heme binding; monooxygenase activity. The record is from RefSeq and is a predicted model, not a curated record. NCBI's taxonomy places the organism in Eukaryota, Fungi, Ascomycota, Eurotiomycetes, Chaetothyriales, Herpotrichiellaceae. The annotation marks the transcript as partial.
UCGUCCACGUCCGCUGUUCGACAGGGACAAAAGCUCCGUUCCUGCGUUUAUCUUCAUGCCGUCCUCGACGAGAGCCUGCAACUGCGUCCCCCAGUCUCGGCAGCCCAAUGGUAUGUAGUCACUCCCGGCGGACAACGUUUCAACGGCCACAUUAUCCUCGCGGACACAGAAGUCGGCACGAGCCCGUACUCGCUCAUCCAUAGCCCGGCCUACUUCGACGAGCCGUGCCGGUUCACCCCUGGCCGGCGGAUCGAGAGCGAGAGCAAGGCCAACAGCGCCUAA